This is a messenger RNA of Mycena indigotica, 531 nucleotides long. RefSeq lists its product as uncharacterized. The record is from RefSeq and is a predicted model, not a curated record. The transcript has a single exon. NCBI's taxonomy places the organism in Eukaryota, Fungi, Basidiomycota, Agaricomycetes, Agaricales, Mycenaceae. Bases 1 to 531 code for a protein of 176 amino acids.
AUGGGCCGUUUCCCUAACCUGACCGCGAUGAUCUUGAGCACUCCUGGUGGAUUCGACGCGGACGACAAUGCGCUAUCGGGGUUUCUCGCCCAGGUACCACAGCUGGCGCGUCUCUGCCUCGUCCAACCAAACGUAGGCAGCAAAUUCACCCUCUAUGCGCUGGUCAUUGCAGCGCAACACUCUGCCCUGCGGUAUCUAGAGCUCACGAUGGACGGCGGAACCGGGCCGCUCCCCGCGUUGGCUGAAUCCUCCCCUAGCUUUCCGAGCGUACUGAGAGAGCUAUAUGUUGGGCACACGCGCAUCAGGGACCCAGCGCCGAUGGCCAACUUUCUCCACACGCUGUUCCCGGCCCUGGACAAUAUCGAGCAUCAGUGGCUGGAUGAAAUCGAGGAGUACAACGUGGCGCCGGAUGAUAUAGCAGCUGCGCUUAACGCACAGUUCUUUGCGGGCCGUUGGGAUGAGGUCGCACAGCUAAUGGAGGACAUGUGGGAAGAACGGUCGGCCGAGGAAUCAGAUCAAUCGACCGAAUAG